Molecule: messenger RNA, 1352 nt
Organism: Chlorella variabilis
Lineage: Eukaryota; Viridiplantae; Chlorophyta; Trebouxiophyceae; Chlorellales; Chlorellaceae
Exons: 9
Coding region: 1-1236 (411 amino acids)
Source: RefSeq, a predicted model, not a curated record
AUGGAGGAGCCCCACGCCCCCGACUACAGCCACCUCCCCACCGACGCCCUGCUGGUGGUCUUUGCCGCUCUUUUCUCGCCCGUUUCACCAUCAUCAUACUUUGCACAAGAAGGAUUGCCUCUCAGCACGUUCAUAGCACGGUGGCAUGCGGUGGGUCGAGUUUGCAAGACCUGGCGGGAGGCGCUGCUGGCCCACCCACCGCCCCUGUAUCUCGAAAUAUCCACACUGCCAGAGGACUGGAUCCCCUGGCUGGCCACGCUGCCGGUGCGGGUGCUGCGAAUUGAGGAAGGCCUGGAUGCGCGCUGGUCCUCGCUGCCCAAUGAGGAGGAUGAGGGGCAGCGUGGCGGGCCGCCUGGGGGCAUGCCCGGGCCGUUGCCCUCGCUCCAGCUUGUGGCAGGGCUGGAGGGCGCCGGCAGGCCCGCCCCCUUUUGGUCGCUGGCACCGUUCUCAGGGCUGCAGUCGCUGCAUCUUCAAGCCCCUGUCAGCAGCCCCAUGGAGCCUGCUGUGUUUGACAGCGCAGCAGUGAGGGACUUGCAGCUCCUCCAGCAGCUCUCCCUUGGUAGAUUUGCAGACUUCCAGCUUGAGCACCUGCCCUCCAGCCUGCGCCGCCUGCGGCUCGCGUAUGAUGGCCAGACACGCACUCUUAGCAUGGCGUGCCUGCCAGACCACAUUACCAACCUGGACCUGCUUCAGUUGGAGAAGCCGGGAGCGCUGGGGCUCUGCAUCGACGACUGCUGGUCUCGGGUGGCUCAGCUGGACGUCCGAUGCCGGGAGCUGCUGAUUGGCGUGCCGGUCCAGGACCGCCAGCUGAUUGCCACCUUUGAACGGCCCUACAGAGAAGGCAACUUUGUUCCUCCUCACAUUUGGGGGGAUGAGGAGGCUGACGACAAUAGCAAGCAGGCAGCUGAAAUGACCGCCAACCACUUCUUGGCCACCCUGCCCUGCUGCAGCAGCCGGCUGGAGCGCCUGCGCCUGGAGGGCGCCGCCGCCGCAUCCACCAAGUUCAUGCCGGUGCUUCCGCAUGGCCGGGCGUCGCUGCAGUGGCUGUGGAGCGUGGUGCGGCUGCAGGGGCUGCACAACCUGUAUGGCCUGAGCGGACACGAGAUGCAGGCGCGGCAGCAGCUGUUUGGCGACCGGCUGAGCUUUCGGUAUGUGCCAGAGCAUAGACCACAGGCCUGUGCCAUCCAGAUCGUGCGAGGCCGACUCCACCCAGGGCCCGAACCGGCGGAGCCCUGAUCACGCAGGCGGCGCCAGCUCCAUCGAGGCGUCAGCGACUAGGCGGGCGCCACCGUGCAGCCACUGGCAUGCGCGUUCCUGUGCAUGAUCCUGGCACGUCAGUUGAUUCAGUUUAG